ACUUUGGCCUGUUUGACUUGUUUUCAUGAAGAGGGGGCAGACAGAAACAUCUAACAGCUUAUUGCGUGGCUGUGACAACAAAGGUGUGGCCUCCCAGCCCAGCCCAGCCCUCCACUGUAAUGGAUGCCUGUGCCCGGAUCAGAGGUGUUCCACUCAAGAGCCGUGCCAGCAUCAGGAAAGAGACUGUCCGUGAGAGUUCAGCCCUGUCCCUGAGGAGCCUUUUAAAGAACAGGAAAGAGCUGAGCAAUGUGGUGCCAGAGCUGCAUGCUAGAGAGUCACAGUGUCUGCAACAAAUACACUUCAUAUGCUUACCUAGUUCUGCAGGAGGGGAGGAUUUCACAUUACAGGCUGUGCCUUCUCUCCCGACUGAAUUAUUGGAGUUGCUAAGAUCCUUACACGUACAGACUCUCAAAGAUGAAGAAGUGCUUCUCAUCAAAGAUCCGAAGCGAACCCUGGACAGAAAAGAUGCAGUCUCUCAGACGAACUCCUCCAGAGCCAUGUGCAUACUGAGACAUGGCAGCUCUCAACAAAUCAGUGUUUGUACUAUGCUGGGGCUCCUGAGCCGCUAUACAGCAGGGAUCAGAUACGCUCUGGAGGUACAGUCUCUGCAGAGGGGCAUAUCCGAGUCAUGUCAAGCUGAGGAUGAUGACACCAACCAGUCUGUCUCUUCUAUCGAGGAAGAUUUUGUCACAGCUUUUGAACAUCUUGAAGAGGAAGACACAGUUGUAUAUAACAAGAGGAACCAGAGAGAUGUGGCCUCCCAAACUCUUCCCUCCCAUUUCAAAGAUUUAUCUGGGUCACGUAUCAUCAUUAGCUCUUUCUCCAAGAAGUCCAAGAGUAGAGAGAAGUCAACUUCUGAUGUGUCAGGAUCAGUACAGAAGUCACCAACAACAUGGCGUCGGGGUACGGAGAACGAUUGGAACCUAUCCACACCAAGUAACCGCCCAAAAAGUCAUGUUACCUCGACAUCAUUCACUGAAUCUGAUGAUUCAGAUUGCUCUAGUCCAAGUCCCAUUAUUUUUUUGGACGAGGUUGGUUAUCAGAAAAGUCUGAAGGCGAAGCUUGAUAUUCCAAAGAUCCCUGUUCUUAAAGAGGGAGUAGAAGAUUCUGACUCAGAAGUGUGUGAGUUUUUUGAUAGUUUUGAUCAAUUCGAUGAUCUGGAUCAUUGUUUUGAUUCCACUAUGAAGGUGCCAAAAGAACAGAUUCUCAUUACCCAGAAAAAAAAGCCAUCUGACAGUUCUGUUAGUAAUUCUGAUUCAAAAUGUGGCUCAACAACAGCAAUGAACCCUCACAAGUUUGACCACAGGACUCUUCCAGCCAAUAUCAAGAAGCCCACUCCACUUAAACCAGGAUCUCCAUAUAGUAUACCGUCUGACGCUCCAGAUUCUCCACGACCAGUGAGGACAUCCUGCGAGGAGAGCGGGGGACUCUUCAGCCCAAUCCACUCCUCAGCAUUUAGUCCACUGGGAGAAGGAGGAGCCUUGGAGUAUUUUUGGAAAAUAGAUGGAGAUGUUUCAGAAUUGCGCAAACCACAGGACCUUUGUUCACUGUAUAAGACUUAUUCCGAUUUUGCAAGCAAUCUCUCGAAAGAAAUUCUUGGAUCUGUCUGUGGGUACUCCUCUCCUGUUGACAUUAACAUUAAUAAGAACUUGAGUUGUGUGUGCCAUAAAGAAUUCAGAAACUCUAACGGCUAUCUGAUGAAACUGUCAGAUAUUCAGGAGACGGUCACUAUUGCCAAAUCGCACUCGCAGUCUCUGAAGGAUGGGAUUCAGAAGUUUGCCACAGACUUGGUUGAAAUGAGCAUUGGCAGUGCCUUAAGAGAUUUACAGAGAGGAGUGUCCUCUUGCACUACAACACUUUGCCAUUUAGCUGCUAGGCUGACAUCUUCAGUGUUUCAUAUGGCUUUUCAAGAGAUAGGAAUGCGCCAUGCAUAUGUGUUAAAAGAGCGUGCCAUAAACGGAUUGGCUGGAUUCCUUGUUGGGGAAGCAGUCUCUGGAGCUCUGAAAGAGUUUCUGUUUGUGAAAAAGCAGAUUUUUAACAACACUGUCACCAGAUUUGCAGCUGAUCUUGCUGAGGAAUUAAUAUUUGAGGGAAUUAUGGAGGUGUGCCAAUUCUCAUAUCCUUCUACCCCUCUUACCCCAAAAGAUUGGUCGUUUGAGCAAGAAGAGGAAGUGGUUUGUUCUUAUGCUUCAGAUCUUUCGGAGUCAGUUCUUCAAGAAGCCUUCAUAGAACUGUCCCAAGCUGAUGUGACUUUCACAACACAGGCUGCCAUAAGCGUGUCACUGGACAAUAUCUGCUAUGUCAGCGCUGAAGAUGCAUCUCAAACCACAAAAAUCUGCAAUGCCCAAUUAUGUUACCAGAAUUCGCAGUUGCCUGUCCAGGCGGGAAACCAAGAAGAAGAAGAAGGCGGCUGCACUGUAAAGAAAGCUUUGUACUGUGUUUCUGGAAUGGCCAGUUGUGUUCCAGUUCCAGCAGCUGGCAAAGCUAUAUCCUACCUGCAGAACCCAGAGGAAAUGUGUCAGUAUAAAUCUAGCAUUAGUCACACUUGCCAGAGUAGCCCCAAAAGAAGCAUUUGUUUCCAAGGAAGGGCUGUGACCUCUACUUCAAACACAUCCGCUGCAACAUUUUCUGAGUCAGUGCUAGGUAUUUCCAAAAUCCGUAAUGUCUGUGGCAGUCUUGGGAAUGCGUCUACAAGUGCUGAUGAGAAACCUCCAGUGGGAAACAAUUUUGAAAGCGUUUCUGGUGCUUUGGUUGAGACAAUUGUGGGUGAAGCGUUUGACACCAUGUCCACAAGCAAAAUGAAGAAAAAAGUGGACGACUGUGCUGAUUUCUUAAGUAAAAAUGCUGGGGGUCGGAUGGCUACGUGUACUGGCAUAGCAAAAUCCCAGGAUGUGGCAUGUCAGAGUUUACCACCUUAUGAUUUGUGCUCAUCACAGAAAAUGUUGUCUUUAAUUCCUAAAGGAGAUUUGACUGAAUCAUUGUCAUGUAACUCUCAGCCUCACAUACCUUCAAAGAACACAGAUAAAACAAUCUGUCAAUCUGGCUUAAAAAACAUGCAUCCACUUGAAAAAUUCUCGCUGGAAGUCCAGUCUGCCGUGAUGAAGGAUACUUUGGAAGUACCCAGUUUUGAAGCGGGCAUUCGUGGAAGCAGAAAAGUUGUCUCAGAAGAGAUGCUUAAUGGCAGCACUGGAAUAAAAUCCAGCGGAAGUCCUGGCACUCCUCCCUCAACUCCCCAACAACCGUCAGACAUCUCAUGUGAGAAAAAGCUUAAACAGUUUUCAAAGAAGCUGAAGGGCAAACUUGCAAAGGAAUUCUCCCCUGCAACACCCCCACCCACCCCUCAUUACGAGCCCACUCCAGGACUUGAAGAGGGCUCCGAUUCAGAGAAGGAGGAAUUCAUGCUGAGGCUCAUGAGGUCCCUUUCUGAAGAAGCUGUCAACAAUGAAGAUGAAGAUGAUGAGCAGGAAGAUGGUCUCGACUCUGCGACCCAUAACACAGAGCAAAGUCCCAGUGUGGGAAACAAAAUGAUUGAGAGAGGGGCUCUGCAUUAUGCAGAGCGUUUGGCAUGCCAUAUUGUUUCCAUGGCAACUGAGAUGGACACUUUAAGCAUUGGUGAUGCAAGUAAGCCAGAGAAUGAAGAAGGCAGUGAGAGAUUUGCUUUACACAGUGCACAAUUCUCAGAACAGACCUUGAAUUCCUUGUGGACAUAUGCUGGGGAAAUUGCUGGGGAAGUCAUCAGUGAUGUAAAGAGGAUGAUGAGUUCCAGCAAUUGCCGUCACAAAGCAGUCAAAAGAGGAUCGUUUAAGUCAGAUAAGCAUCCCUGUGGUGACUGGAAAGACUGUCACUUUGUUAGCAAGAAUAGCCAGUGGUCAAAUGAUCUCAUUCCACCAGUUCCCAGUCCUCAGAGUAACCCUUCAAGUAAAAUCUCAACCCAGUCUGAGUACCCAAGCUGUGAUGGUGUUCCUGAUGAGUGCACCGGAUAUGUUAUAAAGGUGCUUAAAAAAGACGGAGGAAGUCGGGAACUUAUACUGGACCAGUAUGCCAGUCAGUUGGCUUAUAAAUCUAUCAAAUCAGGCCUAGCUCAUGCUGCACAAAAAAUAAAGCAGAAGUCUCCUUUAAGACUUGGCUCAUCUCAACAUUUACACCCUGAGGGCAGCCGUAGCAUUUCUAAGAUCCCACCAUCGGAGUCUUCUCCUGCCAUUCUUACCCGAGGACAAGAAGGGUCCUCUAGUGAGUCCAUGCAGUGUCAAGAUGUUGAAAACAUUGGUAGGAAAGAAUACAUGGAACUUGUGAACUUUGCCGAGUCAUUGGCCUACAAUAUUACAUGUGAUGUUACAAGAAAGCUAAGAAUGUCCUCGAUUAGGCUUCCAAAAUCGCUUACAGAUUCAUGUCUCUACAGAAAGUCAAAUGUUGAAGACAUGGCAGGAAAUUUAAUCAAAACUGCGUUUUCAUGUUCAAUGCUACCAUACACCAGGAAAAACAGGCAAUAUCAUAGCACCAGCAGAUUAGAUGAUGGAAAUUACAAUAAUGGUGUUAUGCAAGUAAUUGAUCAUUAUGCCAGGAAGAUUGUUGAUGACACUUUGGAAAUGACUCUGGGGUCUACAGCUGUUCAGACAGCAGAAGAGAGGAGGUCUUUGGAACUCGGUUCUUUCACCGAAAAGCUGACGGAGGCAUACAAGACUUGCUGGUACUGUCAAGCAAGAGAUUGCUCGUUUUGCAAAAAUUGUCACCUUAAGUACCAUGGAAUGCAAAAGAGAAUACAGCAAGACCCUGAUACAAUGGUUGGUCUUGAAAUUCCCAAAAUCCAUAUAGAUUUGGACAAGAGAGCAGCUUUUGCUGAAGAAAUGGUAUCUGCAACACUUGAGAAAGCGAAGAAGGAACACAGUAGCACCAGCUUAAAUGCAGACAGUGGGAUUGGUCAUGAUGGCGCAAGCUUUGCAGAGAGCCUUACCACGGAGAUUAUGACGUCCGCAUUGUCCAACAUCUGCCAAACCAUCAACCUCAGUGCCAAUGGGAGGGAGAGCGUCAGCGUGACGGAGUCGACUGUCAGUCAGCAGCUGAAUCUGAGUGUGGGAGAUGACAGUCUGGGCAGCUGGUCUAAUUUGAGCUUUGAAGAAGACCAUCCCGAUGAAAGUAGUAGCUUCCAUCACCUAAGUGACAGCAGUAAUGGGAACAGCAGUAGCUGGAGCAGUCUGGGGUUAGAGGGCGAGGUUUAUGAAGAGCAUUUGUCCUUCUCUCCAUCAGACAGUGACUUCACAGAGGAGAAGGAACCCGACGCCAAGAACAUCAUGGGUGGGAUGGUGCGAGUAGAGAGGGGCCACACAGAUGGGGACAGAGCUUUGCUGAUAGUCAGUACAGAUGCGUGGGGGCAGGGCCCAGACCCCCAACUGAGAACAGUGCUGCAGUGGAUGGCAACCUCAAUCACUGAUCUUCCAGUCAUGCAGCUCAGUCAGCAGUCUGAAAGAGAAGUGAAGCAGUUUCUGCGUGUAGUUCAGAGGCUGAGAGAGAGAGAGUGGAGAGUCGGCGAACUCCUUCAGGCUCUGCUUAAAUACUAUGAGGAGUGUCCUUCCGAGGAGGAACCAUGCGCUGAGGAUACAAGACAUGAACGCAGGUCCCUUUUCCACUGGCUUCUUGAACACCCAUAAACCAUCACCACCCACUGCUUACACUCGCGCAAAUGGCAGUGUAUUGAGGUGAAGAUUUCACUCACUUUCACGUUUAUGUGCAAUGUAGCUGCCAGUUUAGAGGUCUAGCCAGUGGGAUGUAUCGGCGGGGACGUGUGUGGUUGAGUGUAUCGCAUGCUGUGACUGAAGGUAUUUUAGUUCUCGACCUUUCUGUUGUCACUUUUUUUUUUUUUGUUUCGUUUGAUAUUGGAUUGCAUAUCGCACACUCGGAAGAUUAUCAUUUGCACUUUUCUCAGUGUUUUGCUUUCAUGCCCUAAGCCAGCAUUACAGCAACACACAGAGGGCUCAGUAACGGCAUUGCGUUGUCAAAGGGAAUCUCUAGAGCAGAGAUGAAUAUCAGAUCACCUCUCUUUAUGGGAAUGCGUACAUACAGUAAAGGGACCAGCUAGCCGAACCACUACACCUCCCUCCCAUAUCCGUGUUCCUGGUCCCUGAAGCGUUUCGGAGCUUAAUAUACAAAUGAAUGAAAAAGUAGCAGAGGACACGUCAAUUGUUCAGUUAUAACAGGUGCACAUACAUCUAACCAAGUUAUCAGAAUACCAUUUCAUGGUAAAUAUUUUGACACUUUAAAAACAGCUGCUAUUGAAGGACUCCAUGAAAAUAUAUUUUGAUAAUGUUCCCCUCCGUGUGAAGCCUUUCCUUUUUCAAUGGGGCAUCUCCGAAUGGCACUGAAUUUACUAAAAGGCCCUUAUGGAUAAGUAUUUAUGACACCACAGCGUGUGUAUAUAUAGAUAUAAAAAAAAAUAUAUUUUUUGUAUGACUAAAGUCAGAUGGUGUGGUGCACUCAGAUGUUCCUUGACAUACGAGUGCACUUGGUAUACUAAACUGUAUAAAAUACACUGUUGCCAAAAAUUAAGGAAUACAAAUUAAUAUUUUUUAAAAGUACAUUUAAGUUCAUAUUUAACAUUUUAAAUAAUCAGUAAAUGACAAGCUGCUAAACAGGCAAAGAAGCUCUGUAGUAUGAAGGAGAAAGAAGGGCAGUUUUGCUGAUUUUUCUAAAUUAAACUCUUAGCCAGUGAUGUGUGUUAAGUUUUCUAUAGUUACUGUAGUAGUCAGACACUAUGUUUGUACCUGAUGUAGGCAUGUGGGUCACGUUCUUUGGUUGAGCGGGAUAGAUGUUAGUAUUGUUUAAAAAAAAAAAUACAUUUUUUUUUCCUUUCCCGUUUGAUUCUUUCUUUGUACAGGACUAACUACAAAAUUAACUGUUUCUUAUUUCCGGAUUGUCAAAGAUCAUAAAUGGCAUAUCCUAGAGUAGAAAGACAGAAAUUUCAGUUCGUUUUGUUUUAAAAUCAAAUUUUCAUGGUAAUUUUGUUUUUCCUUACCUAGACUUUGAUAUAGAUAUUUCUUUGAGUUCUCUUCAUAACAUUUGUGGUUGCUUCGAUUCCUCCGAACACCACUCUAAUUUGAACCACGAAUGAACCACAGCUGCCAGUUCCUGCAUAACUCGGUCACUAAUCACACACUUCUUACAUCUCCUGGAAAUGUUUUACACUCCAGCAGGAACUCAACCACCACAGUCUUUCCCACGUUUUCGUUUCCCUCAGUGACUGCACUUGACUGUGCGCUCCCCAUGAAAGUAGCACUUUAGCCCGGAAUGGCCGUGUAGGUCCUUCUCAACUUCUUUCACUAUCUCGGAACAGUAUAUUCCCCAAGCUAGGUCAAUAUUAAAACCACCAGAAGUUUGUGUAGGUGAGUAUUGAUGAUAUGCCUGCCCUGUGGUUAAGUAUAAGGAUGCUUUCUUACCUGUUAGUCCAUUUGCUGAGUCGUAGUAAGAGCAGAAUUGAUACUUUUGGAUUGUUUGCUUCCUGGUUCGGUUUAGUUUCACACUGCACAAAAUUAACAAAGCAAAAAAAAACUUGGCAGAAGGCUGUAUAUGGCUGAAAAUGUAUUCCUAAAACUCAAUCAUUAGUCAGAAAUACAAAUUAAAAAAAAAAAAGAUAAGCAAAACUUUGUCAAAUGUGUGCAAUCUCAAAAAUCACCCAGUGCUCGAUAAAUUUAGAUAAUUAUAUAAAUAACCAGUUUAAAACAUUUGGUACAUCAUAUCAGACAAUUAUUUCUACUUUUUAUUAUAGCAUUUCUACGGCACUUCAGCUCUGUCCGUUGGCUUAGUUUGUGCCUCAUGACUCUUGCAUCUACAAAAAAAUGCCACCCAUGAUGCAAAAUACAAGGCAUGUUUGGCUCAGUUCCUACAGCUGGAUUGAUUCCGGGUUCACGCUAGAGUUCGCUUGAAACCAGACCUCGCUCAGAAGGCCUCAAACCGGUUGUUUUGAUCUGUACUCGAAUGCGAUUUGCUGCGUUUUCACCUGCACAAACAAACCACACCAAGGGGGGAAAAAACCACCAGGGUUCGAUUUAGAUGGACUAAACACUGCACAUGUGAAAGCAACUGAAGAGACAUCUCGGUACCAGUUGUUCAGUUUAAGCUGACGUUGCCAUACAUGUUAAAUAAUUUUAAUGUAUUAUUCAGAAAACUGAUGCAGUUCAAAAUCGACUUAGAGUAUGGUUUAGAGAUGUGUACGUUGGUAUAGGCAGUAUGCACAGGCAGAUCGGGGUAGGAGGAGUUUCACAUGAACACUACUGCAUGCUAUUCUAUCCCUCCAUGCUUACCUGUAUUACUGUUAAAGUGGUGUGGAUGUUCAGUUUGUGGCAUCAUAUCAUUAAUGAUUAUUUCUCAAGAGCAUGGUCCAAAGUAAUCCAGCACUGUGGCUGCUCGUGCUCUCUCGACGUAAAUCGCUACAGUGAAAUUUCUCUCGUCAAAUUGUGAAGGAAAAGGGGAGGAGGGGGCCAUUUUGUUUACAUGAUUUUGAGUUGCCAUAAAAACCUUUUGGAGGCGGCUAUGUAGGCAUAAUCUGAAUCUAAAUGUGGAAAAGAACUGUUUGGUUUUUGAGCUGACGACCCUAAAAAAUCCAAAUACUUUAUUCAUUCAUUUGAAGGCAUACAGUAUUUGCAGAUGUACACUUUUUUUUGCCUCUUUCACAGUAUAUGCUUUUGCUGUAAGUAUAAAUACACACGUACUGGCUUGUGUACUAACUUUAUUUUAUGUACAUUCCUAUAUUUCCUGUAUGACCGAUUGCCAUUUGUUAUUUAAAGCUGUGUGUACUGCAGAUCUGACAUUCUAGUUUAAAGGUAAAUAUUUUGUUACUUGUGCAGUGUCCUGCUCAUCUCCGUGAAGUAGACAGACAAUAUUACACUGACUUCUCUAUUUUUUUUUCUGCUUAUUUGUAUUAUCUUGAAAAGUAAAAUAUUUAAUAAUUUGUCAGUAUAACUUAUAAUUGUGAUUACACUCGUGAAGUUGCUGAAUAGUUUACAUAUUAAAAGCCUAAAGUAAGAGCACUACACCUGUUAAAGCUGUGGCUAAGAAUAAAGCUUUUCCAUGUGAA
Neoarius graeffei (lesser salmon catfish) is the source of this 9064-nucleotide messenger RNA. It is a transcript of the gene akap11, whose product is annotated as A kinase (PRKA) anchor protein 11. The transcript is spliced from 12 exons. Lineage: Eukaryota; Metazoa; Chordata; Actinopteri; Siluriformes; Ariidae. Gene Ontology annotation, biological process: intracellular protein localization. Gene Ontology annotation, cellular component: cytoplasm. Gene Ontology annotation, molecular function: protein kinase A binding. The record is from RefSeq and is a predicted model, not a curated record. Bases 120 to 5645 code for a protein of 1841 amino acids.